AUGUUGGGAAUUGUGCCAAAGUUAUAGCAAUAUAUUUGUGCUUGGAAUUUUUGGCCUGCCUUCAUGAAAAAAUUCAUGAUGAGCAAAAAAGGUCCCUUCACGAUCUUUUUCUGGACUCCAUUAGCCAAAUGGGGAAUUUCUAUUGCCAAUAUUGGAGACAUGCGCAAACCAGUUGAAUAAGUUAACACUCUGUAACAAUGCGUUAUUACCUUGACUGGAUUACUAUUUACAAGAUGGUGCUUUAUUAUUAGACCAAGAGUUUAUAAUUUAGUUCUGUGUAAUUUUUGCAUGGCUUAAACAGGAAUAUAUCAGCUUUACAGAAAACAUUCACAAGGGAAACUUUUUACAAAAUGA
This is a messenger RNA of Paramecium tetraurelia, 354 nucleotides long. RefSeq lists its product as uncharacterized. Gene Ontology annotation, cellular component: mitochondrial inner membrane. Gene Ontology annotation, biological process: pyruvate import into mitochondria. The record is from RefSeq and is a predicted model, not a curated record. Lineage: Eukaryota; Ciliophora; Oligohymenophorea; Peniculida; Parameciidae. The transcript has 3 exons.